This is a messenger RNA of Arthroderma uncinatum, 2301 nucleotides long. RefSeq lists its product as uncharacterized. The transcript is spliced from 3 exons. NCBI's taxonomy places the organism in Eukaryota, Fungi, Ascomycota, Eurotiomycetes, Onygenales, Arthrodermataceae. Gene Ontology annotation, molecular function: FAD binding. The record is from RefSeq and is a predicted model, not a curated record. The coding region runs from base 1 to 2301 and encodes 766 amino acids.
AUGGGAUCGGUGGGCCAGAAACCAGCAUUCUGCGUUCUAAUUGUUGGUGGAGGGAUAGGAGGUCUCACGUUGGCGAAUGCGCUACAACAUGCUGGCAUAGAUUUCCUUCUCCUCGAAGCAAGGCCAGAAAUCGCUCCUCAGGAGGGUGCCUCGAUUGGAAUUGGACCUAAUGGAGGCCGUAUCCUCGAUCAGUUAGGAUGUUACGAAGAUAUUAUGCAGUUAACGGAACCUCUCGAUUACACUGGCAAUCACCGUGCCAAUGGAGAGUAUAUUUGUCCGAGAACAGACGGCUUUCGACUGAUACAAUCUCGAACCAACUAUAGCAUGUCCUUCCUGGACCGGCAAUCAGUUCUUCAAAUUCUUGCGGCGCAUAUCCUGGACAAGAGUAAGAUUCUUCUCCAAAAGCGCCUCAUAAAGGCUGAAUACCACCCAGACGGAGUCACGGCAAUAUGUACCGACGGAUCCCGCUACGUUGGUGACAUCCUCGUCGGUGCAGAUGGAAUUUACAGUACGACUCGCCGAGAGAUGUGGCAGGCCGCUACGGUUGAAUCACCUGGAGAAAUCGGGGAGGAAGAAAGGCAGAGUAUGACCGCGGAAUACAAAUGUCUCUUUGGUAUCUCGGCGCCAAACUCGAGCUUACCGGCGCACUCCUUUGAUGUUACGUUCAAUAAGGACAUCUCUGUCAUUGUAGUGACGAGUAACCCCAAGCGAGUGUACUGGUUCCUGAUAGCACGAAUGCCACAGGUUUACAAGUCUGGCCGCAUCCCUCGGUUCUCCCAGGAGGAUGGUCGCGCGUUUGCAGAAGAGAAUCUCGGUCUUCCACUUAUGCCUGCGGCAAAGGUGACCUUUGGAGAUCUUUGGGCAACAAAGGAUACCUAUAAUUUGGUGGCUCUCGAGGAGGCCUUCUUCGAGCACUGGACUUAUGGUCGGUUUGCAUUGCUAGGUGACAGUGCCCAUAAAAUGACUCCGAACAUGGGUGCAGGCGGGAAUUGCGCAAUCGAAAGUGCUGCAUCAUUAGCCAAUGCAUUGCUCGAGUUGACGUCUCGAUCACAUUGUCAUGGCACUGAUAAUCAUCCAUCUAUUGAUAGCAUUCGGCAUGCUUUGAAGAAAUACCAGAAGGCUAGAAGACUCAGGGCUAUCAUUACUGUCAAAGCUUCAGGUUUUGUCACCAGGCUUAAUGCAUUGCGUGGGACUGUGGAACGCAUCAUUUCUCACUACUUUUUGCCCAUAUCGGGCGACAUGCUGAUUGACUGGGCUUCAGAUACGUGGAUUGGAGCAGAAAAGCUCAAUUUCCUACCACUACCUAAGCGAUCUCUCCGUGGUACCAUGCCGUUCAAUCCUGAACAGGGAAUGGGCAAAUAUGAGAGCAUACCGAAGAGAGCCUUUGCUGCUAUGCCAUUUCUUGGUUUACUCGGACUCCAUUCGGCGAUAUUUAAAGGUAGCCUUUUGCAACUACCAUCCUACAAUGCCACUAGAUCGUGGCCACUACCCGUUCCUCUAGCGGACUUUGGAGUUAUUUAUAACAUACUUUUGAUUGAAUCUGCCAGACAAACUAAUCGUCUGAGUCCCAUGCAACUGGUCCUAUUCUUUGGCACGGCGUCGCAAUUUGUCGGAGCUGGUGCUAUGUUGUCGUUAUACUUCUUUAUAUAUUCAACUUCUGUGCCGAUUGCCAGGUUCAAAGCCAGGGAUAUGCGACUGACUGAUCUGAGCUAUACUCGUUCUAUUCUCCCGGUUAUGAUUCUUGCAUACUAUGUGCCUUAUUUACUGGCCUUUACGGGUCCUACCACGAAAUCCCGUGAAGUUGCCCGAUGGGUAUUCCGAAUGUUCCCGCUAGUGGUCUCCCUUGGUCAAUGGCUCAUUAAGCAGGCCAUCCUUCCAUCCACUAUAGAACAAGAUCGACACAGUGAUUUUAAUCGAGAUAUUGGAACCAUUCGAGUCACUGUUGGUGUUGCAGCUGUUUGGUCUACCAUAUCUUGGCUUAAUUCGGUUCUGAGAACAACGUGUCUCCUAAAAGAUGCAUUCUCCUCGCCCGGAAAGGGCUUAGCACCACUAUUUGGGAACAACGCCGAGAGUGGUUUGCCAUACGAUUACCUCUUCACAAUAGGAUCUUCUCUCCUUUGGGUCUCUUACCUUUACUGGGAUCUCAAAAAGGCCAGGAUGGUUGAACAUAGCUGGCUUACUCUGCUAUCAUUUCCUGUUAUUGGAGGUUUGUGCGUUGGACCGGGAGCAACAACUGCAAUUGCAUGGCUCUAUCGAGAGAAUAUCCUUGCCACCAAGCGACACAAGGGGGCACUGGUUUGA